UCUCGCCGCCGCAGUACACAUGGACGCACGGACGCACAGACGGCCGGCGGGAACCCCCAGGGCCCUGGCGGAGCGCGCGGGGCGCCGCUGUUGCCUGGGCUGGGACUUCAGCACGCAGCAGGUUAAAGUUGUUGCUGUUGAUGCAGAGUUGAACGUCUUCUAUGAGGACAGUGUGCAUUUUGACAGAGACCUUCCGGAAUUUGGAACUCAGGGCGGUGUCCAUGUACACAAGGACAGGCUGACGGUCACCUCUCCGGUCCUGAUGUGGGUCCAGCAACACGGAAGCGUUUACUGGAAGACUGGAGCCAGCCUCGCGCUGUCAAGUCUGUCGCCAGCUCUUCCAUUACAUCAGCAGCUGCAGAGCUGCUUCUCCAUCAGCGACUGCCCGAUAUGGAUGGACUCCAGUACCACAGCCCAGUGCCACCAGCUGGAGGCUGCCGUGGGUGGGGCCCAGGCUCUCAGCUGCCUCACAGGGUCCCGGGCCUAUGAGCGUUUCACAGGGAACCAGAUAGCGAAGCUUUUCCAGAAGAAUCCUGAGGCCUACUCACAUUCUGAGAGAAUUUCCUUGGUCAGCAGCUUUGCUGCCUCGCUCUUCCUGGGUGGGUACUCGCCCAUCGACUACAGUGAUGGGUCUGGAAUGAAUUUGUUGCAGAUACAAGAAAAAGUCUGGUCCCAGGCUUGCCUAGAUGUCUGUGCUCCCCACUUGGAGGAGAAGCUGGGCUCCCCGGUCCCUUCCUGUUCAGUUGUGGGAGCCAUUUCUUCCUACUAUGUCCAGCGCUAUGGAUUCCCUCCAGGAUGCAAAGUGGUGGCCUUCACUGGGGACAACCCAGCGUCACUGGCCGGCAUGAGGCUGGAGGAAGGAGAUAUUGCGGUCAGCCUGGGCACCAGCGACACCCUGUUUCUCUGGCUCCAGAAGCCCAUGCCUGCCUUGGAAGGCCACAUCUUCUGCAACCCAGUGGAUGUGCAGCAUUACAUGGCGCUUCUGUGCUUUAAAAACGGCUCCCUCAUGAGAGAGAAGAUCCGAGAUGAGUCGGCCUCCUGUGCCUGGAACAAGUUCUCUAAGGCCCUGCAGUCCACGGAGAUGGGGAACAAUGGAAACUUGGGUUUUUAUUUCGAUGUAAUGGAGAUCACCCCUGAAAUUAUUGGGCGUCAUAGGUUUAAUGCGGAAAACAUGGAGGUCUCAGCAUUCCCUGGGGAUGUGGAGAUCCGAGCACUGAUUGAAGGACAGUUCAUGGCCAAGAGGAUUCAUGCAGAAGGCUUAGGCUACCGAGUCAUGCCCAAGACAAAGAUUCUGGCCACGGGAGGAGCCUCUCACAAUAAAGACAUCUUGCAGGUGCUUGCAGAUGUUUUUGGGGCCCCCGUAUACGUCAUAGACACCACCAGUUCAGCCUGCGUCGGCUCUGCGUACCGAGCUUUUCAUGGCCUUGCAGGAGGGACAGGUGUGGCCUUUUCGGAGGUUGUGAAAUCAGCACCACAGCCCAGCCUGGCUGCCACCCCCAACCCGGGAGCUUCCCAGGUCUAUGCGGCCCUUCUCCCUCGAUACGCUGCACUGGAACAGAGAAUCUUGUCCAUGGCUCAGAAGCCUCUGGAAUGAAUUCUUUGGUCCCAGACACCCUCCUGCCUCCCCAGUGGCACUAGUCCUUGUCCUUGGUCUGAACUCAGCUGUGCUCUGUGGAGCACUCCUGUCCUGUCCUGGACCACCCUGAAGUCACGACUCCUUGGAGACAUGUGGGCUACAUGUCCUGGGAUGGAAAAGCAAUUUCUCCUUUUCUGUCUUUCAUUCAGGAAGACCCUGUAGGGUAUGGCCACCAAAGACAAUCAUGUUCCCCUUUCAAAGGGACCAAACAGCAGAACAGGGAGAGACAGCCUUUUCCCUGACUCUGACCACUCCUCCUUCCUCACCUUCAGCUACCUCCCCCAUCCUGGAACCACCCCCUCCAUCCUUCCCUGCAAACCAGACUAAGGCACUUCUCUCCUGCCUGUGACCCUCCUGUCUCCUUAAGUGUCUUCCCAAUGCUCUCUUCUGUCUGCCUGUCUCCUCCUUCAUCUUCCCUCCCUAUAUGCACCUGGUGUAACUUCCCACUCAAGAUGACCUUCAUUGGCCUGGUGAAUCUCCUUUCUUCCCCUUCCCCUGCUCUGCCCAGAGACUGCCUGACUGGGGUUUCCUGGGUGACCUAAACGGACAUCUCCUAGGCUAAACACUUCCCGGUUCACAUGAUGACAUAAUCGUGUGUUUCAAGAAGUUUAUAAAUUCUGGCUUUCUUUUUCUUUUGUUUCUUUGGAGCCAAAGAUGACCUUAAGCUUAUGAUCUUCCUGCAACCAUCCCCCAAGUAUGUGCCACCACACCUGGUUUAUGCAAUACCAGGGAUCGAAUCCAUGCAGACACUGAGUCACACACCCAGCCUGGGUUUCCUUUUUACUUGGCAUACUUUGUGUCUCUCACGUCUGCGCAUCCUACUAUGUUUGAGCUGUGUCCUCCCUCUCCACCCCUGUUCUACUUUUCCUGGUGCUCUCCCUCCCAGAUCACCCCCAGAGUUUUCCUCUGCCACAAGGCUGGGCUGAACUCAGGACCACUGGAUCUGACAGGUGGCAAGAUGUUACAGACAGGUGUGAGAACAGGAUCAGAGCAGUGACUGCUGGGAAAUGAAAAGGACGGAGCACAGGUGGAAAGAGAGUUGUGUCUAAACAUGAGGUCACUCAGAAAGCUCGGCAUGUGAGGGGGGAGAAGCAACAAGCGGCCAUCUUGCCCACAGCAAACCCACAGUGCAGAAGGAAAUGGCCGUUGGGACGUUGCUUGUUACAGAGGGUUUACACUACCGACCAACUGCAAAGGCAUCUGGGACCACAAAACAAUUAACCAGGAUGACAGUCCAACAGAUCCUACAAUAAGUCAGACAACUGUGGAUGAAAAAGGCCACCAUAAGUGACAACUUGAAGAGCAAAUCCAAAUGGAAACACAGCAAGCCUAUGUGAGAAGACACUGAUCCCUGAACGGAAGGAUAGACGGACGUGACUGAUCCAGAGACCUGUCAGGAAGUUCAGGGAGGCACCAGGAAAGAAGGGAGAAGAGUAGAGACAAGAUCCCUGAUGAUAUUUAGGACUUCCCAAAAUAAACAAAAUUUUGAAAACACCUAAAAUCCACCUCUCCCUGCUUCCCCUUUGUCGGUGCAGGGGUUUGAACCUGUGACUUUGAAGAUGCUGGGCCAACCCCCUCUUACUGAGAUGUGCCACCAGCUUCAGGAACAUGUUUCGAAAGAGUCUACCUUGUAAUUUAGAUGUGGUCUAGCAGUGUUUUGAGAUUUGUAUAUCACUGACCUAACAUCCAAAGGCUUAGACCAUAAAACAAACUGAGGCAGUGUUGGGGUAGGGAGGGUGUUUGGUGGAGAGAUGCCUCAGGGGUUAAAAAUACUGGCUGUUCCUCCAGAGAACCUGAGUUCUGUUCCUAGCAGCCACACAACAGCUCACAACUGUCUGUAAUUCCAGUCCCAGAGGGAUCUGAUAGCCUCUCUGUACUCCAAGUGAUACACACACACAAGUAAUCGCCAUACAUAUUUUAAAAAUAUGGUUAAAAUAAAGAUAAAGUUUGAAGAAAACUCUAAUGCAAUAUUCUAACAUACACUGGGUAAUAAAUAACAUUUUUUGAGGUGAAGGGAAAAGUGUAAUUGUCAAGACCAAAAGAUGCUAUUGUCUUGCAAAAGAAGGUUCAGGCCAGGGGCUAGAGAGAUGGCUCAGUGGUUAAGAGCACUGACUGCUCUUCCAAAGGUCCUG
Mus pahari (shrew mouse) is the source of this 3768-nucleotide messenger RNA. It is a transcript of the gene Xylb, whose product is annotated as xylulokinase. NCBI's taxonomy places the organism in Eukaryota, Metazoa, Chordata, Mammalia, Rodentia, Muridae. Gene Ontology annotation, biological process: xylulose metabolic process; D-xylose metabolic process. The transcript has 18 exons. The coding region runs from base 20 to 1594 and encodes 524 amino acids. Gene Ontology annotation, molecular function: D-xylulokinase activity. Gene Ontology annotation, cellular component: cytosol. The record is from RefSeq and is a predicted model, not a curated record.